UUCACACCAAACCUAGUUUCUAGUCGAUGUCCUCAAACCACACAUUUGUGGUAUUCUCCGCAAUCUCAAUCUAUAUUUUCCCUUCACCUCUUAUAUUACAUUUCCCAUUUGCCAAAACUCAAAACUAACACAAACUUACAAACCCUAAUAUGAUCUCCUCCCAAGCAACUCCAAUGGGUUCUCUCCCAUCUCCCCCAAGACCUUCAACUCCACCACCCUCUUCACCAAACCCUAAUUCUCUAUCCAAUUUUAGGGUUUGUGCCACGUUUUGCUACAGAGAGCCCGCUCCAAACCUAAACAUUUCUAAUUGGAUAGAAUGCUAUGAUCCGUCGACCAACAAGUGGACGCACGCCAGCUCCAUCCCAGGCCUCACAGAGAAUCACGUUCUCAAGGGUUUUGCCAUGGUGUCUUUACGUGACUCGGUAUACAUAAUUGGCGGUAGGGUUUGUAACAAGGAGAGAGCUCACACGUCGGACGAGUCCAGCGAGCUUGUCGACAUGGACAUUGAAGUCUCCUCGUCGGUCUUGCGCUACAAUGUCGGGUCAAACCAGUGGUCCACGUGCGCGCCACUUGGCAUCCGCCGGUGCGACUUCGCGUGCACGGUCUCCGAUAACAAGAUCUACGUGGCGGGUGGAAAGACCACGCUAGCGCCCGCGAGGGGCAUCCCGUUCGCCGAGGUGUACGAUGCGGACCUCGACGGGUGGACUCCGCUGCCGGACAUGAGCACGUUGAGGUACAAGUGCGUUGGGGUGACGUGGAUGGGCAAGAUCCACGUGGUUGGGGGUUUCGCAGAGAGGGUUGACUCGGACGUGCCGGCCAUCAUGGUGCGCAGCUCCGCCGAGGUGUACGACCCGCGAGUAGGGAAGUGGGACCUCAUCGUGGGGAUGUGGCAGCUGGACGUACCACCUAAUCAAAUCCUGGCCGUCGAUGGACGGCUUUUCAGCUCGGGCGAUUGCUACAAGCAAUGGAAAGGCCACAUAGAAUCCUACGACGGCAAACUCAACAUAUGGAAUGAAGUUGAAGGGUCCCACCAGCAAUGCCCCACUGCAUUGGGCACUCACGAUCAAAACUGGGCACUGAGCCAAAGGCGUUACCUAACAAUGGCACCCAUUGGAGUGGAUUUAUACUUCUUGGCAGGGUAUGGGAUGGAGAGGGAAUUAUCAAGAACAAUGUCGAUCGUUCAUAAAUUCGAUACUGCUGCAACCAACGAUGCAUGGACGAGCAUGGAGCCGAUGGAGGAAGACGGAGAGAAAGAGCUCUGUGGACAUUGCUGUGUUGUUCAACUCUCAUGAAGCUUGCCCUUUGCUUGCAGAAAAAGAAAGAAGAAAAAGAACAUAUUUGGUACCUGCUUAAUUAAUUGGUUAAUUUAUUAGUAAGUAAUGAUAUUAUUAUGAUCAAAUUAUAUUAUUAAUAUUAUUGUAUAAGGUUUUGCUGACUGAUCUAUAAGUUUUCUCCGUAGCUGUGGACUUUAUAGAGCACUCCUGAUGAUUUUGCAUACCUUGUGACAAAAUAAGAAGAAGAAAAAUCUUUGUAAAAUCUGUUUCCUAUACUAGUUAU
Molecule: messenger RNA, 1557 nt
Organism: Malus domestica (apple)
Lineage: Eukaryota; Viridiplantae; Streptophyta; Magnoliopsida; Rosales; Rosaceae
Molecular function (GO): protein binding
Source: RefSeq, a predicted model, not a curated record